Recurvomyces mirabilis is the source of this 1818-nucleotide messenger RNA. RefSeq names its product Meiotic Sister-Chromatid recombination aldehyde dehydrogenase (gene MSC7). Bases 1 to 1818 code for a protein of 605 amino acids. NCBI's taxonomy places the organism in Eukaryota, Fungi, Ascomycota, Dothideomycetes, Mycosphaerellales, Teratosphaeriaceae. The record is from RefSeq and is a predicted model, not a curated record. The transcript has 2 exons. Gene Ontology annotation, molecular function: oxidoreductase activity, acting on the aldehyde or oxo group of donors, NAD or NADP as acceptor.
AUGGAUAGAUUUGACUGGUCACCGUCCACUCGAGUCGUGCAAAUCGUGGUGGCCAGUCUAGGGGCUCCUACACUGGCAUGGCUGCUCUAUAUCCUCCUUACGCCUGACCUGGAAAAGGCAAUACCAUACACCGUCCAUGCCCCUGAACAGCUCAAACCAAGAUGGAAAGGCAAGACUCUGGCUGAGCCGUCCAUCAAGAUCUCCGGCUCAACAACGAUACAAUGCUAUGCACCAGCCACUGGCGAAUUGCUCGGCGUGGUCAACCCAGUAACACCAGACGGUAUCGAUCGAGCCAUUGCCAAAGCGGCGAAAGCCCAGCAGACAUGGGCAAGGACUACAUUCGGCCAACGGAGACGUGUGCUCAAGACGCUUUUGACCUUCAUCCUUGACUAUCAAGAUGACAUCGUUCGAGCUGCAUGCCUGGAUUCUGGGAAGACGAGAGUCGAUGCCCUAUUCGGGGAAGUGCUCGUCACGGCUGAGAAGCUGAAAUGGACUAUCCUGCAUGGCGAGAAGGCACUGCAAGCUAGUCGACGGCCGACUAACCUGCUCAUGUUCUACAAGAAGAACGAGGUGCGGUAUGAGCCUCUUGGAGUGGUUGGCGCAUGUGUGAGCUGGAACUACCCCUUCCACAACCUUAUAGGCCCAAUAAUCUCAGCACUCUUCAGCGGCAACGCCAUAAUCAUCAAGAACAGCGAGCAGACAGCUUGGUCAUCCGCUUACUUCGCCAACGUUGUCUGCUCUGCACUCAAAAUCUGUGGUCACGAUCCUGACCUUGUCCACGCAGUCUCGUGCUGGCCAGCUACGGCGGCGUACUUCGCAGCACACCCCGGUAUCAGCCAUCUUACGUUUAUCGGCAGUCGACCAGUGGCGCAUGAAGUUGCAAAACAGGCGGCCAAAGCGUUGACACCUUUGUGCGUCGAGCUUGGCGGCAAAGAUCCUGCGAUAGUACUUGAUGAUCCGGCUGGCAAGGCGACAAGCGAGGGCGAGAUGCGAAGAGUUGCGAGCAUUAUCAUGCGAGGAGUGUAUCAGUCUGGUGGGCAGAAUUGCAUUGGUAUUGAAAGAGUGAUUGCGACGUCACUGGCUUACGAACGACUCAUUGCCAUGCUGGAGCCCAGGGUCAAGGCUAUGCGUCUCGGCUACGAUCUUGCGGACGAUGGGGGCUCGGUGGACAUGGGAGCCAUGAUCUCACCAGCUUCUUUCACCCGGCUGGAAGCAUUGAUUGCCGAAGCCGUUGCGCAAGGAGCUGAGUGCCUGACUGGAGGACAUCGGCACGAACACCCAGAUUAUCCUCACGGCCAUUACUUCGAGCCCACUCUUCUGGUCAACGUCACAUCGACUAUGCGCAUAGCACAGGAGGAAGCCUUCGCACCCAUCUGCAUGAUUAUGCGAGCCGAGAGCGUGCAAGACAGCAUCACAAUAGCGAACAGCACAUCCUACGGCCUUGGCGCCUCAGUCUUCGGCCCUACAACCUCAAGCACAGCUCAUGAAAAUCUUCGAUACGUGGCUGAGAGACUCCGAGCCGGGAUGGUAGCCAUAAAUGACUUCGCCGUCUUCUACGCCGUCCAGCUUCCCUUUGGAGGCGUAAAGGGGAGUGGUUACGGGAGGUUUGCUGGUGAAGAGGGUCUACGGAGCUUGUGUAAUGCUAAAUCUGUGUGCCAGGAUCGCUGGCCUGGGUUGAUUAAGACGAGUAUCCCGCCGAAGUUGGACUAUCCUAUGCGGAAGGGUGCUUGGGAGAUGGGGAGGGGUGUUGUGGAAGUGGGGUAUGGUGAGGACUGGAGGAGAAGGGCAGGCGGGCUGAGGAGUAUUUUGGGGAUGUGA